GGGUUAGGACCAUGUGGGGUUGAGAGAGAGAGAGAGGGCAAGCGUGGUAGCUAUCAUUUCUCUUCUGAGACCGUAGUUGACAGCCUUGGGAUCGAAGGCAUGGAUUUUAAUCAUGGCUCGGAGGAAGUAUAAUCAUCUCCCUGUAAUUGCAGAGAGUGCAAAAAAGCUAGCAUAUACCCAAAGACAAAGAGAAAGAUAAAGAUCAGAUAGAGAAAGAGAAAAGAAUUAAAGUCAGAGAAGGGUAUGGAGCUGAAUAACUCAUACGCUCUCUUUCUCUCUCUCUCUCUUUCUUUCUUUCUUUCUUUCUUUUCAAGGCUCUACUUUAAUAAGAUGUAAACUUGAAAGAGUAAAGAGCCAAAAAAAAAAAAAAAAAACUCAGAAAAAGUGGCUGAAAAGCAAAAACACAAGCUAUGUGGGAGUCACCUGAUGAAUCUGUGUUUUUCUUUGAAUAGAGUGAGCGAGAUUCCUGGAGCAAAGAAAGAAAAGCCCUAUCUAGUUAAAAUUGUAAUUUAGUCCUAUCUUGGGAUUUUCAAGCUUUUUUUUUUUUUUUUUUGGUCACUAAACAAUAAUAAUUCCCCAUCAUGGAGUCGGCAAAUCUCCAUCACCACCACCAACACCAGCUUCAAGACCAGCGUGCUUCCUCCACUUCUUCUUUAGGCUCAGCUGCCCCAUCUUGCUAUGGAUUUGGAAACAACAACCAUUUUUGGACCUCCUCAAGUACUACCACCACCAACAACACUGCUUUCAUCGGACACUCGAAUCCAAAUUACAAUGGAAGACAGAAAAGUAACAUUCUAGUCUCUCCUCUAAAUAAUUCCAUGGUCCCAGACAUGGGUUUUCACUGGACUGAUAAUGCUGGAGCCCAGAGCUUCUCAAGUCAAUCAGCUCAUGAUCUUCAACAAACGAAAAUCAAAGAAGAGCAACCUUUCCCAAAAUUCACAGAAUUGCUAAAUGGCCCUUCGAAUAUGGAUGAAUACUAUUUUCUUCCACAGAUGAUAAAAAACGAGCACAAAGAUUUGAGUGAACUGAGUGAGAAACUUUUGCUCAAGACUUUAACUUCUAGUUGUCAAAUCAAUGGCCAUCAGAUUUCAACUGGGGAUUUUUUAUCUAAUAAUAAUAAUAUGAAUGGUGCUGUGGGAGUCCAUUAUGGAAGAGGGCAAUUCAGUCAGAUUUAUCCCAGUAUAAACAUUUCAAACUUGAACCAAUCGUCGUCUUCUUCUUCGUCGUCGCCCACAACUAGUACUGCAUUAUCAUCGAGCUGCAGCUCCUUGAAUAUGAGCUUGAGAGCAUUGGAUCAUUUAGCCUCUUCAACACUUAGUGGGAGUAGUCUUGAUCAUCAUAAUCUUGGAGGCGUUAAUUCUUCUUUUGGUCUUGAUCAGAUGCCGCAACCGCAUCAUAGGCUAUCAUGCUCUGCCCACCGUAAAGUUGUCUCGUCGUUCAACAAUGAAGUAAUAGAAGCGAAGCGACCCGCGGGUAGUUCGAUGGAGACAAAGGGGACUCAAGCUUCACAAAAGAAGUCAAGAUUGGAGUCAAGAACUCCAUGCCCACCUUUUAAGGUUAGAAAAGAGAAAUUAGGAGAUAGAAUCGCAGCGCUUCAGCAAUUAGUGGCUCCUUUUGGAAAGACAGACACAGCGUCCGUGUUAAUGGAAGCUAUAGGAUACAUCAAAUUCCUUCAAAACCAGGUCGAGACUCUGAGCGUCCCAUACAUGAAGUCGGCGGCACGCAACAAGUCCUAUAAAACAAUGCAAGGGGGUCCAAAAGGGAAUGGAAAUGAAGAAGCAAAGAGAGAUCUGAGAAGCCAAGGACUGUGUCUGGUGCCAUUAUCAUGCAUGUCAUACAUGACAGGUGAGGGUGGCGGAGGCAGUGUUUGGCCACCGUCUAACUUUGGAGGAGAAACUUAAUGACUUCCUAGUUAGUCCUGUAUCAUACAUAAUCAUAUAUAUAUUAGAGCAUAUAAAUUGUGCUGGGCAACUUUGUACUGCUUAAUUCUUUUUAAAGCCCAUUAUUAUUUAAAAAUGUAUUCCUCUAGCUAGCUUAAUGGAGCAAAUUUGGUCACCUGGCAAAAUGGAGUAAUCAGGAUGGACCAAGUUUGAUCCAUUAAAAAGGUCAUGUAACAUUAUAAUUAUUAUAUGUAUUAUAAACCUUCUUAAUUAUUUCAAAUAAUUCAUGCAUGCUAAUUUAUCC
This is a messenger RNA of Ziziphus jujuba (common jujube), 2184 nucleotides long. Its product is annotated as transcription factor bHLH110. NCBI's taxonomy places the organism in Eukaryota, Viridiplantae, Streptophyta, Magnoliopsida, Rosales, Rhamnaceae. Gene Ontology annotation, biological process: regulation of transcription by RNA polymerase II. The coding region runs from base 582 to 1901 and encodes 439 amino acids. The record is from RefSeq and is a predicted model, not a curated record. The transcript has 7 exons. Gene Ontology annotation, cellular component: nucleus. Gene Ontology annotation, molecular function: protein dimerization activity; DNA-binding transcription factor activity, RNA polymerase II-specific; RNA polymerase II cis-regulatory region sequence-specific DNA binding.